Akanthomyces muscarius is the source of this 2997-nucleotide messenger RNA. RefSeq lists its product as uncharacterized. The transcript is spliced from 2 exons. Lineage: Eukaryota; Fungi; Ascomycota; Sordariomycetes; Hypocreales; Cordycipitaceae. Bases 1 to 2997 code for a protein of 998 amino acids. The record is from RefSeq and is a predicted model, not a curated record.
AUGGCCGCUGCCUCAUCCAGACCCCCCAGCCCAGACGCGCCCGUUGCGGCGGCUGAUGCUGCUGCUUCCGCGUCUGUCCUCGCGUUGCUCACAUCUGUGACGGCUGUCUUUGCAGCCGCCUGGUCGGAGCAGCAGAGUGACGCAGACGACGGCGACGACAACGCGGCGACUCUGGCGCUUGCGUCUGAUCCGUCCGCGACCGGAUGCGGCAAGCGUCUUCGCGCGGACUUGGUCGCCGCGGCGGCAUUGAACGACGUGAAAGACGCUGGGGUCACCAGCGCCAUUUUGCGCUCGUGUGUCAAGAUUGGACAAGAUGUUGUGCUGCGACUUGAUCGACUGGAGAAGUCGACAGGCGAAAUGGCAGCGUGGAAUCUCAUUGAUCUAGUUGUGCUUGCCGAGCGACUCGACGCCUUGAUACAGCGUGCCCGUGAUCUCGAAGCAGCUUCCUUUCCCGCCGAGGAUCUUCGCCAGCUCGAGCGACAACUCUCUGUCCGUCUAUCGCCUCACGCUCCCCCGGGCGAUGAGUACCACAACGGCGAGCACACGUUGGACGUGGAGCGCAAGGCCAAGGAGCCGCAAGCCGAACUCAAGAAGCUGACGCAAGGCCUGCGCAAGAACAUCCACCCCGCGAACCAGCCGCGGCAGGUGUCGCCCGACAUCCUGCAGGACUUUAUCCUCGAGGGGCUCGCAUACAAGAGCAUGCACGACCGCGAGGACGAGGUCACGGAGGCGUACGCUUCGACCUUUGACUGGGUCUUUGCCGCCGACCAGCAGCAGCAGCAGCCGAGCGGCGGCGGCCGGAUCAUGAAGCACAGCCUGAAGCGCUGGCUGUCGACGACCGAGUCGGGCCCGCUCUACUGGAUCACGGGCAAGCCCGGCUCGGGCAAGUCGACCUUUAUCCGGUACCUGUUUCAGCACAAAGAGACCACUACGUGCCUGCAGGCGUGGAGCGCCGACCAGCCCUGCCUCGUCGCCGGCUUCUUCUUCUGGACCAGCGGGUCGCGCGAGCAGCGCUCCCAGACGGGCCUGCUGCGCUCGCUGCUGCACCAGUUCCUGUCUGCGCACCCAGACUACAUUGCGGCUUCGUUCCCGACGCUCUGGGCCAAGCUGCGGACGAUGCCGACAAAGGAGCGCAUCCGGCUGCGGCUCGAGUGGACCGUCGAGGAGCUGCUGCCGGCGUUUCUGUCGUUUAUCAAGGCGGCGUCGGACAAGAUGAAGAUUUGUCUCUUUAUCGACGGCAUGGACGAGUUUGAGGGUGAUCACACCAUGAUUAUCAGUCUGUUCAAGAACUUGGCUACCGGGGACGGGUCAGAGAAUGUGAAGCUGUGCCUGUCGUCCCGCCCGUGGGCCGUGUUCCAGGAUGCCUUUGAGUUUGCGGUGCCGAACCUCAAGCUUCAAGAGCUGACGUAUGGAGACAUGCAGCAAUACGUCUCUGAGAACCUGGUCCAGAGCAGCGAUAUGCGUGCCCUUUUGCAGCACGACGCAACCGAGGGUACCAAGUUUGUGGAUGCACUUAUUGAUCGCGCAGACGGCGUCUUCCUGUGGGUUCGACUGGCUGUCGAAAAAAUCUUGGAGAGGUUUGCCAGAGAUGAUGGGGUGGAAGGGCUUACUGAUCUACUGGUUACUCUACCUGGAGACUUGGAUGAGCUUUUCGAAAAGCUGCUCUUCCAGGACCAGACGGCAGAGGAGCUUGAGCAGUCUGCUUCCAUGUACAGCCUGAUGAGGGCUCGAGAGGAAGUUGCCGACUUUGUGCGCAACGACGAUGCCAACAACUUGACGGUCUGGGAGCUUGCAUUUUCUCUGGCAAAAGCCGACAAUCAGAUGAUUCUCGAUAAAGUCCCUGUGGAAGAAGCUACAGACGACUACAUCAAACAGCGUGGCGAAGCGACCAUCAACGCCAUCAAGCAGCGAUUUUCUGGCUUGCUGGAUUUCCAUAUCCGCAAGCGCGAGGGCAAUCUGCGACUUUCUCGCAGCAAACCCCCGAAGCAUGGACAUACUAUGCGAGACAAGGCCCGAAGCAGAGUCGUCUAUAUUCACCGCACUGUGCGCGACUGGCUUGUCUCAUGCCCAGGCAUUCACGACAAGCUCAUACAGCAGCUUUCCCCCGACUUUGAUCCCAACCUCCGGCUCCUGCGGUCCUAUGUUCUUCAAAUGAAGCGUCCUCUCGUCUUUAUCGAGCACCAUCGCAUGCUGGACGACUGGUGGCCCGGCAUCACCCUCGCGCUGACGCACGCGCGCCACGUCGCCAACGACCCGGAGCGCCUGCAGCGUGCCUUUGUGAACGAGCUCAAGGACACCAUCUCCUGGUGGUGGGAGGCCAAGCCGCACGACCCGUACGACCACUGGGCGCGCAACGCCUACGGCAGCUUCGAGGUGCGCAUGAAGGCGCCGCCCAUCUGGCAGCCCUUUCUGGGCCUGGCCGUCAAGUUUGGCCUGCGGGCGUACGUCGCCGAGGAGCUGGCGGCGCGGCGCCGGCGCGACGAGACGGGCGACAUCUCGGACGAGAUGCGGCGGCUGCAGGUCGAGGACGCGGUGCCGCUGCUGGCCUACGCCACCGAGCACCUGUGCUCGCGCAAGCGCACCAUAUACCCGCUGUCCGACCCGGGCCUGGUUAGGGACCUGCUCGAGAGCGCGUGCCGCAUCAACCCGGGAGCCAACCACCACUACCUGGACUUUGUGACGAGGGCCGACUUGACGCCGUGGCUGGCGGUGCUGCGCCACUUGCGGGAUGCGCGCCGGCGUCGGUGGAUCAAGCUCUACGACGUGGACGAGGAUGGUACCAAGCGAUGGGUGGAGGUGGUGCGGCUGUUUCUAGAAGUUGGUGGUGCGGAUCCGGAUGCACUGGUGAAGGCGGAUGCUUGGGAUCCGGAAAUCACGGCGCAGGGUGUCGUGGAGCUGCUGGAUGAUACCUACAACGACGUUGAGAUUCGCGGCUUGAAGGAUUUACUGCACAAUCUGCAGAAGAAGAGCGGUAAGCAGAGAGCAGCAGGACAAUGA